AAACUGGAAACAGUAAGAGGAGAAGCAGCCUUGCUCGGCUUGGCCCAUCGCAACGCAACACAACACAAAAAAAGAAAGAAUGAAUGCCCAAUUUCAGAGCUUGUUCGAAAAUGUGUGCCGGUGUUUCGGGCACACUCCUACCAGCCGGGGUGGAGGACUAGCGGGGGAACCACUGGAAAUAUCAGAGGGAAGCAAUGACAAAACGAGUGGUAGCAAGAAUAACAAAGACCGUAAAAUAACGCAGGUCAACUCGCAAGUUUCUUCUCACGACGGCAAGAGACGAACGAAUCAAUUGAAGCUUAACGACAAACAAUAUGACGAGCUAUUCGAAAAGGCACAAAACGCUAGUAGUGGUAGAAAAAAGUCGACRCACAAGCAGACCGCUAGCGGUGCGCAAAGCCGUUCCUCGUAUGGGCAACCGCCGAGGCCUGACGGGAGCGGAGGCAACAAGAACCGGAGCGGUGGCAACAGCAGCAGCAAGAACAAUAGCGACAUUGACAACGAGACUGCUCAAGCUCUUGCUCAGGCCAAGCAAGCGGCCAAUCCACCGAGGUACCGGAUCAAGCGGAAACGAUCCUCCCAAACUCGUGAGGAAAUAUUCCGCCACAAAAACGGAAUGAGCAACGGGCAAAAGCCCCAAAACAGUUCCAGGAAGAGCAGCAGCAGUAGUACAAAGGGAGGACCUGCAACGGAUUUCUCCAGGCUGCUAAAUCCCUCGCUGGCCCUUUGCUUUGCGACUCCGGUUCGGGGAACUGAAGAAGAACAAGAGGAACAGGACCUAAAAAGCGUGGAUUGCUCUGAUACGGCAACCCUCAACACGAACGGCGAGGAUACCAUUACGUCCACGUUGUAUUUCGAUUCCAAAUAUGCGCACAUCCAGGAGUCAACGCCACCAAUGGAACUCUUCAAUGAAUUCAAACUAGGCCAAGCGAAGGAUGAAAUCCGCACCAUUAUGGCCACGGACUCGCAUUCGAGUGUGCGUAUGAUGCAAAUUUUGCAGCAGCAGCAACAUUUUCAACAGCAAAACCAGGGACGAGAACAGCACCGUCCUGUGGAAGGAGAUGUCGGAUUAAGCAGCAACAGCAAUAGACAGCAGCUUCAUCAACAAGAACGGCAACAGCAGGCACCCGGCUCUCAGCAACUCAAAACUGGUCGAAGCAGCCGAGCUACAAGCCAAAAAACGACAACACAACCGCCAGCUUCCAGCACUGCCAACACCAACACCACUUCUACAAAGCAAUCUUCGUCGCGAAUGAUAAAUGAGCCAAUAAAAACUAAAAGCAACGACGACACCCAGAACCAACAGCUCCCGCCUGGAAGUAACAAAAAGCAAAUUAAAAAACAAAUACACAACCGCAGGGACGAAGAAAUGCAGGACGUCGUUCCGGACGUGAAGCCGCUCUCCAGUUCUACUGAUUCCUCGCGGUUUUCAACCACCCCUGCAACGAGGCAGUACUGAGUGCGGGUGUACAAUUUUCAGCACACCUUGAAAUGGUUGGAGUUGGGCGUUGAUUGAUGCACAGGGGCUGGGGCGUCGUGAUAGCUAGUAGUGUGGCAGAGCAUUCUAUAAAAACACACGCAAACA
Molecule: messenger RNA, 1585 nt
Organism: Pseudo-nitzschia multistriata
Lineage: Eukaryota; Bacillariophyta; Bacillariophyceae; Bacillariales; Bacillariaceae
Source: the annotation of a GenBank genome assembly